Messenger RNA from Neoarthrinium moseri, 852 nucleotides. RefSeq lists its product as uncharacterized. The record is from RefSeq and is a predicted model, not a curated record. Bases 1 to 852 code for a protein of 283 amino acids. The transcript has 3 exons. Gene Ontology annotation, molecular function: protein binding. Lineage: Eukaryota; Fungi; Ascomycota; Sordariomycetes; Amphisphaeriales; Apiosporaceae.
AUGUCAACCACGACAGCUGGUAUAGACACGCUGCCUAAUGAGGUCCUGAUCCAGGUGCUCGAGCUAUUUAGCACCAAAUCACUGCUGCCUUUGGCUGGCACCUGCCGGCGGUUCUACGGUCUAGUGUCCCGUCUUCACUACGCCCGGCUCGUCGAGGCGGUUGCGCUCCAGGGCCACGACCUCAUCUUGGAAUGCUACCAUCCCAGCGCCAAGAUAUCCACCCCCUACAUGUUCUGUGACUAUAUUGAUACGGAUGAAUUUGAGAGCGCCGGCCUCGAGCCCACGCUGCGCAAGAUGAACGGUCUCUACUCGCGGUUCCGCCCCGUGCUCGAGAAGGAGAACCAGCGGCCGCGCGCUCGGUACCCCACGUCGGAUGUCGUCCAGGGAACGAAAGACGCGAUUGUCGAGUCGCCCUCUCUCGACGUUCAUCUCGACGCCGCCGAACUCUUUUCUCAACUAUGCACUGUGAUCAACGUCAUCAAAGUCGGGCCCAAGCGCGGGCUUUUCCUCAGCUGCGUCAACAUCAUCGAGAGUGUGAUAAGGAUAUGGCGGGAUUGGCUGGCAGAGCAGACAGAGCUUGGCCCAAGCGAGUCGGCAAGGACAGAUGUGUCACAUUCGUCUAUCCUCUGGACCGACUCUGCUCACAAUUUUGGUCUGCGACUGAAGGUCGUUGAGAAACCAGAUACGCCAGCACCGGUUCUUCUUGGGCCAGGUGAAGAAGCUCCAGUGUCUUAUGUGCUGGAAUACACAGAACUCAUCAUUCGUACGAACCAGCUGCUCCUCAGCAUGGAGAAGGCGGAGGCCCAGCAAGUGAAUCAUUCCAGCAAAGCCAUUGUGAUAGCUUCUAUGUAG